This is a messenger RNA of Entamoeba invadens IP1, 1401 nucleotides long. RefSeq lists its product as hypothetical. The record is from RefSeq and is a predicted model, not a curated record. The annotation marks the transcript as partial. Lineage: Eukaryota; Evosea; Mastigamoebida; Endamoebidae. The transcript has a single exon.
AUGGCCGACUCAACACUCUUACGCGACUCACCAUUGACCGUUGCACUAACCACGUUGACAAAAACACUGAUCACCUCUUUUUCAAUAUUUGGAGUAUCGCCGUCGACGGCGCCAAACACUCCGACGCCACAAAUUAGUUUGCUCUACAAAUACCCGGAAAGUUAUGAAUUUCCGCUGAAGUCCGAACAAUUCAUUGUACCCCAACCGCCAACUAUUUCGAAACUUCCAUCAGUCUCAAAGGAAAUAAUGAAGAAACAUCCAACCCAGUACGUCACGAUGCUUCCUGGAGAAGAAACAAGUACGAUUUGUGUAUGUCUCAGACAAAACGAAUUUCUGAAUAUCACAAGUGACUUAAUUAACCCAGUGGGACUCACUGCAGAACUUUUUAAAGAGCCAUAUUAUACACAACGAACGUAUUGUUUCACCACGACAUGCCCGUACUUUAACUGCUUGUUUGCGUUACUCUCGCAAUUGUCGGAAAUAGGAUAUCGAAACAAGUUAGAGUAUUAUUACUCAUUCAUUCUAAGAGUGGAAAUGCAGAGCCCAAAUUUCACAGUGAAUCCGAUUAAAGCACUUCUCGAAGUGAAGCUCCAACAGUUCAUGAAACUGGAACGGCCGACCGAAGCAAUUAAUGUAAUGCUUGGGAAUAACAACAAGACAACAUUUCCAUGUUCUAAAGUGUUUUUGAGUUCACAGAAAUCCAGUGAAAUUGAGCGGUCGAUGGGAUUAGUCGGAGACUAUUCCCUCAUUCGGUUGUUUUGUACGAUGACUGUUGAAGACGUUUUGAAUACCCUUUGUAUGAUGAUGUGUGGGUAUGGUGUCAUCUUACUUUCAGAUAAUGUUACAUCAACUUCGUCCUGUGUGCUUGGGCUCCUCACGUUGUUUUAUCCGUUUUAUUGGCCUGGGAUAUUUAUUCCAUAUGUCCCCGAUAUCUUGUUUGAGUUUUUUGAAACGCCGGUACCUAUUUUGUGUGGAGGGAGUUACCCUCCUUAUAAAUGUAAGGUCAACGCAUAUGUCGAGGAACUCGACCAAGGAUAUUGGAACUACUUUACAGGCCGGAAAACAAAGUAUUUUGACUCAGUGACACUACCUGAAGUGUUAUUACCAUGGAGAACAGAACUUUUGAAUCAAUUGAAUGUGUUGGUGAAAACGUAUGUACCGACCUCACCAAGUGUCGAAGAGAGAGAAGUCUUCAUCGAGAUGAUGGAUCAAAAGAAAGUUGUCGAUUUCAGUGAACAUGUGAGGAAAGUCUUACGCGAGGUCCUUUAUAAUCGCCUUAUUCAGUCGGUCUAUAAUUUCUGUUUAAAGACCAAAACUGAUAAACUCGAUCUAUUCAUUCAGAAGUACCCAAAACAAUUCUAUCCAAAAGGAUAUGCUUUCAUGAAAAAAUUUGUCGAGUCU